Molecule: messenger RNA, 950 nt
Organism: Zophobas morio
Lineage: Eukaryota; Metazoa; Arthropoda; Insecta; Coleoptera; Tenebrionidae
Product: protein transport protein Sec24B-like
Exons: 6
Coding region: 30-950 (306 amino acids)
Biological process (GO): COPII-coated vesicle cargo loading; intracellular protein transport; endoplasmic reticulum to Golgi vesicle-mediated transport
Cellular component (GO): COPII vesicle coat; endoplasmic reticulum exit site
Molecular function (GO): zinc ion binding; SNARE binding
Source: RefSeq, a predicted model, not a curated record
ACUCAGUACUUAGCUAAGAUGCAGUAUAGAUGCAGCACCCUUACGAUUAUAUAGACUUAAAAUUUAGCCAGCAAAAGUGUACUACAGAGCUUACUUCAAAAGAUUCCUUCAAUAUAUCACACGAACCGGUUUCUACAGAAUCACACGGAUGCAGUUCUACAAAUACUUUACCUCAACCGUUUUCACGCACUUUAUCAAACUCUUCUCUUUCGCUUCAAAACUCAACUAAUUUUAUUCCAUCACAAUCCGCCCUUAGUCCUACAAACUACCUGUUUCAGGAAAAAAAUAUUUUUCCCGAAUUAUACACGCCAAGUGAACAUCUUUUUUCUUUAAAUAAAAAAGAUGCUGUAAAUUUGUACCACUUAAUCCAUUUUUCGCCUCUUGGAAAUGGACCUGGUAAAAACGAUGUUUUAAAAUCUACUUUCAGAAUUCUGCCUCAACUUCCUCAAACUCAUAGAGACGUUAACUUACCUUUUGUUUUUAGUUUACGUCCUUUUUCGGAGGAGGUAAAUUUUAGUAAAAUUGAGCUUUCAGAAUCCGAAAGAUGUGAGUUCUGCCGUUCGUUUAUUAACCCCUUUGUUACAAUUAACGAUGGUUCUUGGGCUUGUAGCAUCUGUCUUAAUCUAAAUAAAGUCCCCCCAAAAAAUUUAAUACUCCUACGCGAAGCUUUUGUGGAGUUUAACGCAACCGAAGAGUUUGUGCAAUUCUCUCGUGAACCUUCACCUGCUUGUUAUAUUUUUCUAGUUGAUACAAGUUUAAAAAGUUUCAAAAGUGGAGUACUUGAACUCACCUUAUCUAGUUUAAUUUCAAAACUUCACUCUUUACCAGGAGAUUGUCGUACUCGUGUUGCAAUAAUAACUUUUGACCACCAGAUUCAUUUUUACCGCUACGAAGAGUCCCUUCUUAGACCGCAAAAAUGUACCUCUCCAGAGUUAGAAGGCACUAUCUAA